Chara braunii is the source of this 825-nucleotide messenger RNA. Lineage: Eukaryota; Viridiplantae; Streptophyta; Charophyceae; Charales; Characeae. The record is from the annotation of a GenBank genome assembly.
GCGGUUACAGGUGAUGGUGUGGGAGCUGUCUUCGCGGUAAAAUGAGGAGCCAAAGGUCGAAGGGGGAACGAUUUCUCUGGCUGAUUGGUUGAAAGAUAUGACUGACGACAUGCUGAAUAUUAUCUGGAUGCUGGAGGAGGGGCCGGAUCCCCAACUCGAAGCCUGCAUCGAUUGGAGGAAGGCUGAUGGCAUGAUGUCCGCUUGCUAUGCCCUCUUCACCGAGGGUCGCAACCUGUGCUAUAUGCUUGAGGAGCGGCUUGAGGGCGAUAACGAUAUGGAGGAUGAGGUCUGCCAGGAGGAUGGAGCGAACGAAGAUGAUGAAAACCCUGGCGUCAGCAUCAACAACAACAAUAACAACGACAACAACAACAACAACAACAGCAACGUCAACAACAACGGCCACAACGACAACGACAACGUCGACAACAGCAACUACAAUGAUGGCAUCAACAACAACGUCGUCAUCAAUAGCUUUAACGAAGACAGCGCGGUCGUGGUUGACGGUAAAUGCAUCAAUAAGGACAACAACAACAACAACAACAACAACAACAACAACAUCAACAGCGAGACCGGCAGCAGUGACAGUGCACUCAUUUUCACCAUCAGUAUGGUGAGUGAGAUGCCGGGUUCUGACGUGGACAGUGGGAAUGUGAUUGGGGCUGAAACAAAGUGGGAUUCUAUCCUUCCUCCCUUCAAUCUCAAUAUGGAAUUGCUUAUUGCUGUCCGGUUCAGGGCGGGGGUAGGAUAGGCGAAGGGGAUUGAAAUUGCACGGCCUGCAACUUCAAUUGAGAAGGGCGAUCUGCCUCUGCUCGGCAUCAUAACGGA